UCCUACACUCCAUGUCAAUGCUUACACGCUUCACAAGGCUUUUUUUCCCAGAUUUCUUUUGCAUAAUUUGGAUUCUUCUUUUUACUGUGCAUCUUUCAUAGCCUACAAAUUUGAAUCUUGUACAUCAAUUAAAUUUUCUGGAUAGAAUUUGUUCUUUCUAUUUGGGGUUAGGAGAUUGUGAUGUGAUGGAAGCUAUGUUGUCAAUGUUAGGGAAGAAUAUAAAUGAAUAACGUACAAUUCUUGUCGUGUAGUCAGCAGCUUCAGCUUCUGGUUGAGUUUAAUUUACUGCUUUUAAUGUGACAGCCUUUGAUCGAUUAGGAAUCAAAUCUCAAGUAAUUCUUGGCUCUUUCUCCCUAUAUGUAUGUGAUAGUUUUCAUAUGGGAAAUUUGAGUUUGUGCAGAUGAAGGGAAACAAGUGAAGCCAUACGUGAAUGUGAUGAAGAUUGAAGAGUAUUGCUGAUUUGGGUGAGGAAUGGAAAGUGGUGCCAACAACAGUAGCAGGCAUGCAGUACUCAAGGACUCUUCAUGGUUUAGCCAAUUCCGCAAUGGCUGCAAUCCUUGGAUGGCUAGAUACGCUUACGGUUUGAUGUUUCUAGCUUCAUAUAUGAUAGCAUGGGCUGUUCGAGACUACGGACGUGGUGCCUCCAAACAAAUUGAAAAACUAAAAGGAUGUGCUAGUGGUGACUGCUGGGGUGCAGAUGGCACUUUGCGUGUGAGCAUGGGAUGUUUUGCAUUUUAUAUUGUAAUGUUUCUUUCAACCAUCGGUACCAAGAAGUUGAACAAGUGCCAGGAUUCAUGGCAUUCUGGGUGGUGGUCUGUCAAGAUUGCCCUGUUCAUUGUUUUGAUGAUCAUUACUUUCUUGGUUCCCUCUGCCUUCGUUAAGAUUUAUGGGGAGGUUGCACAUUUUGGUGCUGGGGUCUUUCUCCUAAUUCAACUUAUAAGUGUAAUCAGUUUUAUCAGAUGGUUGAAUGAUUUCUUUCAGUCUGAAAAAUAUGCUGAAAGAUGCCACAUCCACGCGAUGUUAAUUGCAACUACUUCGUAUGUUUUAUGCAUAAUGGGGAUCAUUUUGAUGUACAUUUGGUAUGCACCAGAAACAUCUUGCCUUCUAAACAUUUUCUUCAUUACCUGGACACUGGUACUCCUCCAUCUCAUGACCAGCGUGUCCCUCCACCCCAAAGUGAAUGCUGGUUUCCUGACUCCGGGACUCAUGGGGCUUUAUGUUGUAUUCAUUUGUUGGUGCGCCAUUAGAAGUGAACCAGGCGGCCAAAGUUGUAACAAGAAGGCAGAGGCUUCAAGCAAAACAGACUGGCUUACUAUUAUUAGCUUUGUUGUUGCAGUUCUUGCAAUGGUAAUUGCAACAUUUUCUACUGGCAUUGACUCCCAAUGCUUCCAGUUCAGGAAGGAGAAUACACAGGCGGAAGAUGAUAUUCCAUAUGGUUAUGGUUUCUUCCAUUUUGUUUUUGCUACUGGUGCAAUGUACUUUUCAAUGCUAUUAAUUGGCUGGAAUACUCAUCAUACCAUUAAAAGGUGGACAAUUGAUGUUGGUUGGACCAGUGUUUGGGUCAGAAUAGUGAAUGAAUGGUUGGCAGUCUGUGUUUACAUAUGGACGUUGGUGGCACCAAUUGUGUUGAAGUGGCAACAAAUGGAUGAACCUGUGUGAGACGGUGGAAAGGAGUUCAAUGCUUUUGCGUAUUCCCCUCAUCUUCUGUGUGGAUAGUGGUCAGAAACUUGCAGAUAAAAGGUAAACCCUAUACUCAGGAGGACCUGGCCAGACUGCACUGUCUUACAUUACCACACAUUUCUAGCAUAGGAAUCUGAUGUUAUGGCCUAUGGCUCCGUGGGGAAGGGGAAGAGGAAAACAAAAAGGGAUAGACAAUCAUCCAAACUUACUUCAGAAGAUGGAAUAGAUAUGUGUAAAUAUACACAGAUGUCAUAAAUACAGUUUGUGUCUAUAUAUAUGAUUAUGUUACCAUGAAAUGUACCAUCCAUUUGAUUCUUGUUUUGAUGUGU
Molecule: messenger RNA, 2009 nt
Organism: Tripterygium wilfordii
Lineage: Eukaryota; Viridiplantae; Streptophyta; Magnoliopsida; Celastrales; Celastraceae
Product: probable serine incorporator
Exons: 12
Coding region: 472-1659 (395 amino acids)
Cellular component (GO): membrane
Source: RefSeq, a predicted model, not a curated record